CUGUUGGUUAGUGAAACAAAUGUUCAGAGUUGAUUCAGUGGAGGCUGAGCCCUCAUUCCGUUUAGCCAGGAGAGACGACAGACUGUGCUUCAUAAGCAGGACUACGGCCAUAAUUCCAUUCGCAGUGAGGACUUAAAAUUCAAAGGAUUUCUUAAUGCAACUGCAUUUGUUCUCCGUGGAUUGUAAACAGCAGGCUGUUGGUGUUACCUUUUCUUAUUUUUGCAAUGGCGUUUGAAAAAUCUUCUUGCGGAAAAUGGCGUUCGUAUUGCAGGUUUAUAUGGCCGUUUCUGCUGUUCCUUUGGUGUCUUAGUCACGUCGUGUCUGGCCAAAUCAGGUAUACGAUUCCGGAGGAGCUGAAACAUGGAUCACUUAUUGGUAACGUGGCUCAAGACCUAGGUUUGGAUGUGCAAAGGCUUCGUUCUGGCCGGGCACGUAUCGUGACCAGACAAAGCAUCCAGUACACUGAGCUGAAAUCAGACAAAGGCGUUUUAGUCGUGAACGAGAGAAUAGACCGAGAGCAGCUUUGUGGAGAUGUAACACCGUGUAGUUUCAGCUUUGAGGUGAUUUUAGAAAACCCUAUGGAAUUACAUCGAGUAACAGUGGAAAUAAUUGACAUAAAUGACAAUUCUCCGACGUUCAGAAAGAACGAAAUUAAAUUGGAAAUAAGCGAAUCUGCCACACUUGGAUCACGCGUUUUGCUACCCAGUGCCGAAGACGCAGAUGUGGGUAGCAACGGUCUACAGAAAUACAUCCUAACUACCAAUGACAUAUUUGGUUUGAAGCAGCACUCAAGUCCAGAUGGUCGAAAAUAUGCCGAAAUGAUCUUACAAAAACAAUUAGAUAGAGAAAGCAAGCCACGAAUAUCACUGAAACUCAUCGGUGUUGACGGUGGAACUCCCGCUAGAUCUGGUACAGUUAAUAUAGAUAUUACAGUGCUUGAUGCUAAUGAUAAUCCUCCCAUUUUUAACCAGUCUAUCUACAGGGCUUCUGUCUCGGAGAAUGCAUUAAAGGGCACCUAUAUCACGACCGUAAAUGCAAGUGAUGCAGACAGUGGAUCGAACGGUCUUAUCACAUAUAGAUUUUCAAAUAUGAAAGAGCAGCUGGCUGACAUAUUUCAUUUAGACGAAAUUACGGGGACCGUAACACUUGUAGGACAAGUAGAUUAUGAAAAAGAUAAAAAAUAUGAAAUUAUGAUUGAAGCUAUGGACCAAGGAGGUCUGACCGAUUCAAGUAAAGUGCUAAUUGAGAUUGUAGACGUCAACGAUAAUGCACCUGUCAUAAAUGUGAUGUCAUUCUCCAGCCCCGUGCCGGAGGAUUCUGCGUUGGGUACCACAGUGGCAAUAAUUAAUGUGAUUGACGCAGACUCAGAGCAAAAUGGCCAAAUUGUUUGUACAACAGACCAUAGCCUCCCAUUUAAAAUAAAAUCAACAUUAACUAAUUACUAUGCAUUAGUAACAGACUCACCUUUUGACAGAGAAGUUGUAUCGGAAUACGACAUAACUGUAAGAGCCACUGAUUCAGGAUCACCAUCCUUGUCAAGCACAACAAUAUUACGUCUGAGCGUAUCUGAUGUGAAUGACAAUGCCCCGUUAUUUGAUAAAAUUAGCUACGUUGCUCACGUUACAGAAAACAAUUCCCCUGGGGUGUCCAUAUUUUCCGUCAACGCACAGGACAUUGACUGGAAUCAAAACGCUCGAAUAUCGUACUUUCUCGAAGAAACACAGAUCAAUGGUAGUCCAACCUCUUCUUACGUCUCCAUAAACGCUGAAAGUGGAGCUAUCCAUGCAGUGCGCUCGUUUGACUAUGAACAGAUUAAAGAGCUUCAGCUGGUAGUCAAAGCGCAGGAUGGAGGCUCUCCUCCACUUAGUAGCAAUGUGACUGUGAAAAUACUGAUCCAGGACCAGAACGACAACCCUCCUCAGGUUCUGUACCCAGUCCAGACUGGAGGCUCUCUGGUGGCUGAAAUGGUUCCUCGUUCAGCAGAUGUGGGCUAUCUGGUCACUAAAGUGGUGGCUGUUGAUGUGGACUCUGGACAGAAUGCCUGGCUCUCCUAUAAACUGCAGAAAGCCACAGACAGGGCGUUGUUUGAAGUGGGCUUACAGAAUGGAGAAAUAAGAACUAUCCGCCAAGUCACUGAUAAAGAUGCUGUGAAACAAAGACUGACUGUUAUAGUGGAGGACAACGGGCAGCCCUCUCGUUCAGCUACAGUCAUUGUUAACGUGGCGGUGGCGGACAGCUUCCCUGAAGUGCUGUCUGAGUUCACUGACUUUACACACGACAAGGAGUACAAUGACAAUCUGACUUUUUACUUAGUGUUGGCUUUGGCUGUAGUUUCCUUCCUCUUCAUCACGUGUUUAGUGGUUAUUAUAUCAGUGAAAAUCUACAGAUGGAGACAGUCUCGCAUCCUGUAUCACUCCAAUCUCCCUGUGAUUCCAUAUUAUCCACCACGUUACUCAGACACUUUGGGGACAGGGACUCUCCAACACGUGUACAAUUACGAGGUGUGCAGGACGACUGACUCCAGAAAGAGUGACUGUAAGUUCGGCAGAGCUGGUAGUCAGAACGUGCUGAUAAUGGACCCCAGUUCUACAGGGACGAUGCAGCGGAUACAGAGUGAAAAGAACAUCUUGGAUGAACCAGACUCUCCUGUAGAGGUCAGUUAAAAAAUGUAGCUUUUU
Molecule: messenger RNA, 2678 nt
Organism: Sander lucioperca (pikeperch)
Lineage: Eukaryota; Metazoa; Chordata; Actinopteri; Perciformes; Percidae
Product: protocadherin gamma-A3-like
Exons: 1
Coding region: 225-2663 (812 amino acids)
Biological process (GO): homophilic cell-cell adhesion
Cellular component (GO): plasma membrane
Molecular function (GO): calcium ion binding
Source: RefSeq, a predicted model, not a curated record